AUUUUUUUAAAUAAAAAAUAAAAGUCUUAUUGGAUGUAAUUGAUCUAUCUAUCUAUCUAUUCAAUCAAACAUCUUGUUGUCAGAAUCACAAGAACCAGCAAACCACCUCCCAUCAAGUUGCUGCUCUCAGAUUUCAACAUUCUUCAUUCGCACCAUCACUCAAAUUAAAUGGCCAACAAAGCUCAAAUUCGGACAAAUAAUUCCGCACUCAUUGCUAUGAUUGCAGAUGAGGACACUGUGGUUGGGUUUCUGCUGGCUGGAGUGGGUAAUGUUGACUUGCGAAGGAAGACAAAUUAUCUCAUUGUGGAUUCAAAAACAACUGUCAAACAAAUUGAAGAUGCAUUCAAAGAGUUCACAACAAGGGAAGAUAUUGCAAUAGUGUUGAUAAGUCAAUAUGUUGCAAAUAUGAUAAGGUUUCUAGUUGAUAGCUACAACAAGCCUGUUCCUGCAAUAUUGGAGAUUCCCUCCAAAGACCACCCUUAUGAUCCUGCACAAGAUUCAGUUCUUUCACGAGUGAAGAACCUCUUCUCUUCUGAAUCUGUGGCUUCUGGGAGACGCUAAGCUUCUGUUUUUAGACUUGCAUGAGUGAAGUUCAUUCACAACUGGCUCAAAUAUUAGCUUUAUGGUGAUUCUUUGAAUAAAUUCUGCUAUAUGAUACAGCCAGAUGGUAAAUUACUAUCAUUUUUUGCUUCCUAAACGGAGUUUGGAAUAUGUGCUUCUUCUUUAGCCCUAUUACAUUGGAUUUAAUUUUUUUUAAAUAAAGAACAAUGUUACUAUUGAGUCA
Messenger RNA from Lotus japonicus, 784 nucleotides. Its product is annotated as V-type proton ATPase subunit F-like. Lineage: Eukaryota; Viridiplantae; Streptophyta; Magnoliopsida; Fabales; Fabaceae. The record is from RefSeq and is a predicted model, not a curated record. Bases 169 to 561 code for a protein of 130 amino acids. Gene Ontology annotation, biological process: proton transmembrane transport. Gene Ontology annotation, cellular component: proton-transporting V-type ATPase, V1 domain; membrane. The transcript has 5 exons. Gene Ontology annotation, molecular function: proton-transporting ATPase activity, rotational mechanism.